Molecule: messenger RNA, 1263 nt
Organism: Vavraia culicis subsp. floridensis
Lineage: Eukaryota; Fungi; Microsporidia; Pleistophoridae
Exons: 1
Coding region: 1-1185 (394 amino acids)
Source: RefSeq, a predicted model, not a curated record
AUGCAACAUACACUUCUUAUUUCGUUGUUGUUACCGCUUUACUACGCUUCGAACCUUGAUUACAUGGAGAAGGCGGACAAUGAAUGCUGUGAUGACGGGUGCUUUGAGCCGAGGCGAUGCAAUCUAAAGCUGGGCGAUGCGUUGCUCACUGGCGAGAACUCUCGCAGGUUCAGGGCUGAGACACAUAAAUGCGUGUGGGAAAAGGCGCGCUGCGACGACACGAAGGAAUGCAUCGUGCCGUGCUUUACAGCGGCAAGGAGCAAAUGUGCACCGUCAUCGGCAUCGGCAUGCAAGCCGCUCGAUGUUGAGAUGUACAUCCAGGGCGUGUGCUGCUUCCUGCGUGAGAAUGACUGUCUGCCCACCCAGGAGAUUUGCAAAAUGAUCCGCAUAUUCUUCUUCAUCUUCAAAGGGGAUCUCCGACGAAUCACCAUUCUGUUGGCGCACUGCAUCCACAACACAAGCGGAUUUAAAUACCUGGUUGAUCGGAACAGGUGUGGGGAAAUUGGCCCGUACAUAUCGAGAGGUAUUCUGCAGGUGAGGGGUGAAAAGAAUUAUUUGUUGGCAGACAUGAACGGCUACUUCGUGAGGUGCCCAGAGGAGAUGGCCAGCUUGAGCGAUAUUGCCAUCAAAGGUGCAAUUAACGUAUAUUCGGCCGUGGUUGGUAUUGAAGCGCAGUGCACAUUUAUCGGGUCGUGGAUAAAGCUCAACCCGUUGGAGGUGCAGGGCACUAACUACAGGCAGCAAUACUUCAUGAAGGUUAUAAUCGGCCGAUUGAACGUGUACUUUGCACUCUGUCAGACGCUGGGCCUGCCAAUCUUCUUAGGUCCGAUCGACUGCCCGUUCCUGUACUUCUGUAGGCCGUACAUCGUGGGGGUGUGCAAGGCUGUGAAUGAGAAGGUUACGCUCAGAGUCCGCCGAUCAAGAGAUAGCAGUUGCUCGUCAGAGAGGGAUUGCGGAUACGGACCGGCAUACGAGUCACCAAGACACACACCCAACUUGUACUCAGGUAGGAUUUUCGGCUACGGCAAGUUCGAGUGCGAUACAGGUCGUUCAUUUGGCCAUGGAAGGUUCCCAAGACACGGUAGUGAAUCGUCAUGCUCAAGCGAGUGCAGCAGCCAGUACUUUGGAGCGUCGGAGUGCAGAAGAGAACGCGAAUCGCGUUGCACGCCCUUCGGCGUUUACUGAAUAAGAAUGGCGCGCAGAUAUGAGGCGUAGAUUUUGGUGAUGUGAAUAAACGUUGAUAAAUAAAAAUGUCUUGUAGAA